AUGUCUGGUAAACAGGAAUCUAUUUUAUUUUCGGACCAAAAAGAUGGUACAAAUUGUCAGAGUGAAGGCAAAAUUGUCAUUCGGAAGACAAAGUAUUCCCCAAAAAAACGUGGACCAAAGCGUAAAUUACCUUUGGGUAAUACCGAUCUUGAAAGUAACGACCCUAUGCACCAUAAAGUAAGAAUUCAAAGAAACAUAACUAUGGAGAUUCUUAUUCAAGCAUUCGACGACCCAACAAAAGAUUUAAUGAUCAAAUUACAAGAUCUGUUCAACAUGCUGGUGGGUGCUGGUUUAUAUAACUUAGAAAGCCCAACUUCAUCUAAAAAUGAAGAGGGUUCGCGAAAUAUUGAAAUGUCAAUCAAAGACAUUGUUGACACUUUCACAAAUAAGAUAAAAGAGAUUUUCACUAAAUUGUUAGCUGCUUAA
Molecule: messenger RNA, 426 nt
Organism: Racocetra fulgida
Lineage: Eukaryota; Fungi; Glomeromycota; Glomeromycetes; Diversisporales; Gigasporaceae
Source: the annotation of a GenBank genome assembly